CCCUGGCCAAACUGCAUCCACGGGAAUUAUCGGGGCUUCUAAAGAUGGACAGGCAAACAUUUGCAACAGGGUCUGAAGGGGAAGUUGUUAGCUACGGAGACGGGGCUGUGGGUUAUGGUCCCGCAAGUGAGGAAACUCGAAGGCUUGAUUGUGCGGAAGAGCCUCCGGACUGUGUUUUGGGAAAAGGGAAAACUACACAUUUAGCAAAGAAACGGAAUACUGACCAGCUGCGUUUCAAGAAAUCGUUUGACAAGGGACCGACGCAUGAAGAAAGCGACGGUACUGUUAGCAGCGACAAAGUUUUCAACCUCAGAAUUAACGAUAAGAAACACGGCAAUGGUUGGAAUACUGUCCAUUUUUUUACUCCUGCCAGUCGCGACGAAAAGUCUGCUGGUUACCAGCGCCGGAUUCGAAGGAGCAGUCAGGGACUUGGAGAAAAAAAUGAACGAGUAAAACCGUCUAGUUCAUCCGAAAACAAAGGUUCGUUGCCACUGAGUCACCACCAAGAGCGCAGCGCAUCACUCCCUGGGCACAGGUUCACUCGGUCAGAAUUAAGAUGGAACAGUGAAGAUAGAAGGAUGGCCAGUUCAAGGCAGGACGACUUGAAACUUAUCAGUUCCACCUUCGCAUUGGCCGGGGAUUCUGCUCACAACCAAGCGAUGGUGCACUGGUCUGGGCAAAAUAGCAGCGUGAUUCUCAUGCUGACCAAGCUGUAUGACUUCAACCUGGGCAGUGUCACAGAGAGCUCUCUUUGGAGGUCAACAGACUACGGAACGACAUACGAGAAACUUAACGAGAAAGUGGGAGCAAAAACCGUUCUGAGCUACUUGUAUGUCAGCCCCAAUAACAAGAGAAAGAUCAUGCUGCUGACGGACUCGGAGAUUGAGAGCAGCCUAUUGAUCAGCUCGGAUGAGGGUGCCACCUAUCAGAAGUACCGGCUGAAUUUCUACAUCCUGAGCCUGCUCUUUCACCCCCAGCAGGAAGACUGGAUCCUGGCGUAUAGCCACGACCUGAAGCUCUAUAGUUCCGUGGAGUUUGGACGAAGAUGGCAACUUGUACAUGAGAGAGUGGCUCCCAACCGCUUCUACUGGUCAAAAUUGGGAUUGGACAAAGAACCUGGAUUAAUUCACCUGGAAACCAGUAUUACUGAAGGGCAAGCUCAGUAUGUGACCUGCAAACUCCAGAACUGCACUGAGUCCAACAAAGGAAAGCCUUUCCCGGGAUACAUUGACCCCAAUUCCCUUGUGGUUCAAGAUGAGUAUGUGUUUGUUCAGGUGUCAACGGGUGGCCGGCCGGUCUACUACGUGUCGUACAAAAGAGACGUGUUUGCUCCCAUGAAGCUACCAAAGUACACUUUGCCUAAGGACUGGCACGUGAUCAGCACUGACGAGAACCGAGUGGUGGCGGCCGUGCAGGAGUGGAACCAGAACGACACGUAUAACCUGUACGUGUCCGAGCCACGCGGGGUCUUCUUCACGCUGGCCCUGGAGAGCGUGGUCAGCAGCAUGGGGCUGGAGGGGAACGUCAUGAUCGAUCUCUACGAGGUAGCAGGGAUAAAAGGAAUGUUCCUGGCAAACAAAAAGGUGGAUAACCAAGUGAAGACCUACAUCACCUACAACAAAGGCAGAGACUGGCGUCUGUUACAGGCUCCAGCCACUGACCUGAGAGGCAACAGCAUCCAUUGUGUACUGCCGUACUGUUCCCUGCAUCUACACCUCCAUGUAUCAGACAAUCCUUACACGUCCGGAAACAUCGCCAGCAGAGAGUCUGCCCCCGGAAUCAUCGUGGCCUCAGGGUGCAUCGGUUCUGAGCUGACCACCACUAACGUCAGCAUGUUCAUAACGUCAGACGCCGGGAAUACCUGGAGACAGAUUUUCGAUGAAGAGUACAGUGUGCUCUAUCUGGAUCAAGGUGGUGCUCUAGUGGCAAUUAGACACACUCCGCUGCCCAUCCGACACCUCUGGCUCAGCUUCGAUGAAGGGAGGCAGUGGAGCAAGUACAGCUUCACCUCCACCCCCCUGUUUGUGGACGGAGUUCUGGGGGAGCCUGGGGAGGAAACCCUCAUCAUGACAAUCUUCGGACAUUUCAGUCAUCGGUCUGAGUGGCAGCUUGUCAAAAUUGACUUCAGGUCCAUUUUCAACAGAAGAUGUACAGAGGGGGAUUAUCAGACCUGGCACCUGCACAACCAGGGUGAGCCGUGCAUCAUGGGAGUGAAAAGAAUCUACAAGAAAUUGAAACCCAUCGCCAGAUGUGUAAUGGGCAAGGAUUACUCCGUCGCCAUGACGUCCGAACCAUGUGACUGCACAGAGUCGGACUUUGAAUGUGACUAUGGGUACGAGAGGCAGAGAGACGGCAGGUGUGCCCCCGCCUUUUGGUUUGCUCCAUCUUCCAUGUCCAGAAGCUGCACCAUUGGAAACAGCUUCCUCAACAGUACGGGGUACAGGAAGGUUGUGUCCAAUAACUGUACGGCUGGAGUAAUGGAGGAGUACACGGCCAGGAAGCAGCCCUGCCCUAAUCGAGCCCCUCGAGGGCUCCAUCUCGUCACCAGCGAAGGCCGGCUGACAGCCACUCUGGGCAGCAAUGUCACAUUCCUGGUCUUUCUGGAGGAGGGCGACGGCUCGCGGACGAGCAUCACGCUGGACUUCGGCGACGGCAACACGGUGACGUACUCAAACGUGAGCUCGAUCGAGGACGGCAUCAAGCACGUCUACAAGAGCGUGGGGAUAUACAAGGUCUCCGCCACCGGGGAGAACAGCCUGGGGUCGGACAGCGUGCUCCUCUACCUACACGUCACAUGUCCACUGGAGCACGUCCAUCUCUCCGUUCCCUUCGUGGCGGUGAAGAAUAAAGAGGUCAAUCUCACCGCCGUCCUCUGGCCCAGUCAAGUGGGAACUGUCACGUACAUCUGGUGGUUCGGAAAUAACUCAGAGCCAGUGAUCAGCCUGGAGGGAAGUGUAGCAUUCACUUUCUCCAGGGAGGGAGUCAGCACUGUCACAGUGCAGGUGUCUGCUGGGAGCUCCAUCCUGCAAGACCGCAAAACCGUCGCUGUGCACGAAUAUUUCAGGUCACAUCUCUUGGCUUUUUCUUCAAAUUUGGACGAGCACAAUCCCGAUGUCACGGAAUGGCGACUGGACGUCAGCAGAGUGAUCAAGAACUCCAUGAUCCACGCCACCGGGGUCAGAGAAGACCAGCUCCUGGUCACAGUCCUGCCUGGUCUCCCCACAGCAGCCGAGUUCUUCCUGCUGCCGGAUAAGGAGUUUACGGAAGGCAAGCUGGACACCACUAUGACACAUUUAGAUCAGCUUUCUGAAGUCCUGCUCAGCGCCCUUAAUCAAAAUCUUGUACAGUUCACUCUCCGGCCUGGGGUUCAAGUCACUGUCUACGCUGCGCAUUUGUCAGCGGCGCCCCUGGUGGACACCAGUGAAAAUCACAGUGGUUCUGCGAUGCUCAUGCUGUUAUCUGUAGUCGUUUUGGGUUUAGCAAUCUUCGUCAUCUAUAAAUUCAAAAGGAAGAUCCCAGGCCUCAAUGUCUAUGCGCAAAUGCAGAACGAAAAAGAACAAGAAGUGAUAAGUCCAGUAAGUCCCAUGGAGAACGCUCCGAACUCUCAGCGGGAAUUGGUGACCUCCCUGGAGCUUCUGGACACAACGUUGGACACACAGGCUAUAGGAUGCAUUAAACCUCACACGAAUAUCACAUUUUCAACGGAAAUCCCCACAUACGUCAGCGUUUAAAACUCUGGAACCCAAACGGUCGAUACAGUCGUGUUUUUGGACUUGAAACCCAUUCAGACACAAAGGUUUUUAGCUUUAUACCUGUGCAUGUUGGACGUGUCUGACACAAACCGUGCUCUGUGGAUACCAGAAUAAACUGUGUACAGGUUUUUAUAUGUCUCUCUCUAAUGAAUACAAACAUUUUGAUUACAUUUAUUUAUAUAAAAUACAAUACAUAUGAUACUACUUUAGGGGGAAAGACCUGCAUGUAAACAUAAACCAUGUGGUUUGCUAAAAUGGCUUUUACAUAAUUUUGCUUUAUUUUAAUGCUAACAAGAGUGAUACAUUAUUUAUUCAUGAGGAUAUAUUUAAUUUAAAAAAUUCAUAUUUUUUGUAAAUCAUGAAUGUGACAUACUGUAUGUACGAGUUUUAACAUAAACUAAACUGAAAUAUUAUAUUUGAAUGAAAGACCUGUGAACGAAAGGGAGAUAUUUUAGUCUGUAUUUUCUUGGCAAAAAGAUAUUGCACAAUGCAUAAUUAAUUUCUUUGGUUUGUUUUUACUUUUCAAAAUGGGUUUGUAACAAUGCACAUAAUGAUAGAAGCAGGGUUAGCUGUUAUUGGUUUGAUGUAAUUUUCUUUGAAUUAUGCUGUAUUGCUCUGUCUGCAAAAACAUAUAUUUAUGAUAAACACUUUGAAAACUGUAUAAAAUAUUAUUGUAUACUGUAACCACAACUCUUGGAGGGGUAUAACGAGAUAAAUCAAUUCAAGAACUAAAAAAACAACCGCAUAAUAGGGUUGGGCUGAUAUCCGGUAUACUGUGGUAUAUAAUACCUAUGGUGUUAUUUCAAUACUGUCCAGACCGUGAAUGCACCGUUUUUAGAGUGCAUGUGUUAACAAGCAUUCCUUUAAACAGCAUCUCUUAGUUAAGCACUGCCACUGUUUUCAGAAAUUGCGUUGUGAUACACACGGCCAAGAGAUGUCUGCGGGGAAACGAAUAUCAGUAUGCUACAAGUGAUCCGCCUCCCUAAAAGAUUAGACUGUAGUAGAGAAGUAAGACUGUGGCUUAAGCUUUGGCUUCCAAAAUAAGAGUCAGCCCCAGCCUGGCAGUAUACCACAUUAUCAGGAAAAACCGAAGGAUUUGAAUGGGAUGAUCUGCAAUGCUGAUGUCCAAGGAAGGCAACACAGGAAAUUAAAUCCAUACCUUCUGUUUUGUUCCAUUGACAUCCAGGGUGACCAGACAUCCUGUGUUUUGGUCUUUGGUUAAAGGAUACACAGUGUUAUUUUAAUCUCAAAACAAUGUCAUUUUUUAUUUUUUUCAUACAGAAUUCAUAUCCAUUUGAGUCAUUGUCCUGGGCCCUCUUAUCGUGAUAGAUGGAGUUUCUAUGGGAAACUGCUACUCUGCUGCAGCAAUGUGCUAUUUGCACCAACCGAGCAUUCAAAUCAAUCCUCUAGCUAAAAAGAUCAUGUCACUAGUGAGCAAUAUAUAUUUACUGUAGUUAUCUAGCUAUAAGAAUGGUUCUUCAUCAGGGAAAUAGACUGAGCUAAAAUGAAACUGAAAACUGUCGCUACAGUAGCCUGUAAAACAUGGACUGGAAUAUGCAGCCUACUCAUGGGUGUGCCAGAUACAGUGCACAUGAACAAGAAUCUUUCCCACAGAGGGAAGGGGAUUCGGAGUGUCACCAUAAAGCUUUCAUGCAUGAAUAGCCAAACAUAUCAACUGCCGCAUUUCGUCUGAAAACCCCCUGUACCAAUGCAAAAGCAAGCCUUCUUUGGAAAUGUUUACGAUAUCAUAGACCGGGGAUCGUCAAAUCUGGCCCUCGAAUCCAUAUCCGGUCCUGGUUUUCUUUCCUCCCAGGUAAUUAGCUGAACAAUUAGCGCUACAGAUUGGCAAGACUGUCUUCACACCUGACUCCUAGGUGAAGAGACAGUGAGAAAGCAGCAGUUCUCAGCCCUGAAGGACCGCGGUUUGAGGAGCAGGGACAUAGGCAUAUGUAAAUGUUGUGAAUUAUAAGCAGUUGGUAAAGCGAGAAGCGUGUUAACAUGCUGACAUUUCAGUUGUUACUAAUGAAAUGGUAAACCUGAAUACCGUGCUGCUUAUCAAUGAUGGUAUGACGGUGUGAAAGACUGGAUACUGCCCAACCCUACCGGAUAACUGUAUUUUUUUAUUGUUUCACCCAUGCAUAUGUAUAUUUACAUUUAAUUGUUUUUUCUGUCCGUUCUAUUUUAAUAUGUUAUUUGAAAAAAACCCAGACAUUUCUGUGCCACCUUUUUAUUUAUUUGUUUUUCUUUCUUUUUUUAAAUGUACCUCCCUUGCCUGCAGUCUUCUUUAGAAAACAGAUAAACCACGAGGGAUUAUCAAGUCUUUGAAAGAUCAUGGAUAUUUCCUUGUUUAUCUAUCUUCAGAAAUCUGUUUCAUAUUAGCAUUUUGCUAUUAUUUUUGUCCUGAAGCUGUAUGAAUCAGGCAGCAAAUUCAAAAGAAUUCAUAUGAGGCUUUCUAUCUCAUAGCUGACACCAAGCUUAUAUUUGUUCCCAUAAUGUACUAUACUGCUAAACCCCUGUCUCUGAACACUCUAGUUUCCACCGCACACAUUUCAAGCUAAAUCUAAUUAAUAACUCAGUUUGAUGGCUGGCACAAAACAUAUUUUCGUUAACUCUAAAGAUUUCAACGUGGUGAGACUGAAUGUAGACCAUUUCCUAUAAACCAUAGAAUCAAAUGUAUAGAGGUCUGUGAGCAUGUUUAAAAUGGACCUUUUUUAUGAUCAGUGUUUUGCUUUUCUCCCACUGCACCAUGACCCGAUUCACCCAGGUAUUGUUAGGGCCAGGAAUCAGAAGACAUGAGAGGUAAACCAUCUUUCAGGUGCAUGGUUUCAGGGUCAGUACCGUGGGGAUUUUGUUGGCCCUCCACCCAGAGAAUCCACAGUAACCACUGCUCUGCAGACGGAUCCAUUCUUCAGUGGCCAUCUAAAGGCGCUGUAGACUGAAGAAACGACUAAACGACCAAGCUCGUCAAUCAAACAUGACGGAACAGAAAUGUGUACAGUAAAAAAACAACAUUAUGUCAUUCCUUCACAGACAUACUGAGCACACGCAAACUUUUCUUUUGAUUGAUUGUCAAAAAUGACGAUAAAACAAAAGACAAAUUUACCGUGCAAAGGUUACAGAUAUGGAAUAUGCUGACUAUUUACUUUGGAGACGAGUUAUGAACUCCACCUGGCAUAUUGUAUGCUUUAUGAUCUGGUAAAUACCAGUGGCGAAAUAUCAAAAUUAUGUUCCAAAGGAAUAAAAUGCAAAAUAUUGCAACCGGGCUGAGAUCAAUUUUCUCCUGCCUUUGAAUUGAAAAUGUAGGAAAUACACACAGAACCUUUCAUAUUAUUUGUUGAAAGCUGUUCUGUGGCGCAGAAGUGAGAGAAAAGAAGAUUGGCGUGCAUGUUAAAACACAUCACAUGACUGAGGCAAAGGAAAGCAUACGAAUAUGAGCUGGUCUGAGUUACCUAUCCCUCCACCCUGGUUAGUGAGCUUAUUUUUGUAGAGGACAAAGUUUUAUUACUGUAAAGCUUUUAUAUAAAACAGAUUUUAGAUGUGUAGUCUUUUGUUGAAAUACAACUCUGUUCCAUGUGCAAUUGUUUCUGUUUCCUGCAUUUGCAAUCAUAUUUAUUAAAUGGAACAAAUGAUAA
Molecule: messenger RNA, 7384 nt
Organism: Conger conger (European conger)
Lineage: Eukaryota; Metazoa; Chordata; Actinopteri; Anguilliformes; Congridae
Product: VPS10 domain-containing receptor SorCS1
Exons: 27
Coding region: 45-3731 (1228 amino acids)
Biological process (GO): post-Golgi vesicle-mediated transport
Cellular component (GO): Golgi apparatus; membrane
Molecular function (GO): protein binding
Source: RefSeq, a predicted model, not a curated record